UCUCAAUGCAACUAUAAACAUUAUUAGAUCACUAUUAUGAAAAUAUCAUAAAAAUAAACCAUUAUGUUAUCUUUUGGUGGAAAAAUAUGUUAGUGUCAUGAAAUAACUAUGUGUUCAUAUAUCUUAAAACAUUAGUUUUACAAAAAUUUAGAAUGCAAUUAUAAAUAUGUAUAUAUGAAGAUAUCUAUGACAAUUUAAAAACAUGGCUACCAUGUGAAUAAUAAAUUAGUCGUAUUACACUUUAUAAACAAGACUUUGUUUAGUUUUUACGAUAAUUUUGUUUUGUGGUACCAGAGAAACUCGUUAGUCAUAAAAAGCACGUAGCUUCGAUGAAACUUAUAAAGUGUUGGCGCGGAUUUCCCAAGUGAAAUAUUAGUGUUUUUAAUAGUUAUGGCUACAUUUUUAUUAUCUAUUAAAUGACCUAACGGAUUCCUGAAGAAUAUAAAUUCAUCUGUGCUUUAAUAUUUUGCAUGAUUUUAUGGCAAUAAACUACCUGAAUGAGUGUUAAAUAAUGAUACAUAUUUAAAAUUAAGCAUAUCAACAAGUAUAUAGCUAUACACGCACGAUUUAAGAAUAUCAUUAUUAAAGUCUGUUAAUGCACUGAAAAGAAUUAUACUUUGUAUAAUUUAAAUGAUUCUUGUAAUAGUCCAUCCUUGAAUAAAACAAUUCUUUAGAAAGAUUAUAAUGUUAAAACAUUGAAUGAAACAACUUGUAUAAUAAAGAUUUUAUGUAUAAUAUUGUGCUACAUUAUUUAUAAACUGACAUCAAUGGAUUCCAUUGAUUUUGAUACAAUUAUACGACAUCCAAGAACUAUAAUUCAUAUAGAUGUUGAUUGCUUUUAUGCCCAAGUGGAGAUGCUGAGGCAUCCAGAAUUAGAAGGCAAACCAUUGGGAGUAAAACAAAAAAAUAUAGUGGUAACAAGCAACUAUUUGGCAAGAGAAUAUGGAAUUAAAAAAUGCAUGCCCGUUCAGGAAGCUUUACAAUUAUGUCCAGGUCUGGCUCUGGUAAAUGGAGAAGAUCUAACAAACUAUCGUCACUUUUCUGCCAAAAUAUUAGAUAUAUUACAUCAGUUUACUCCUUUAGUAGAACGAUUAGGCUUUGAUGAUAAUUUUAUGGAUGUUACAUCUCUUGUGCAGAAAUGUAUGAAUUCUGGAAAUGAUUCUGAAUCGAAUAUAAACAUUUCUAUGGAGGAUCAGAAUCCAGUUGGCGAAGUAUUUGGCACAUCAGAAGAAGAAUGUCCAUGUGGUUGCCAUACUCGUUUGAUUAUUGCUUCCAAGAUAGCAGCAGAAAUAAGAAAACGGAUUUACAAGGAAUUGCACGUCACAUGUAGUGCUGGAGUAGCACACAAUAAGCUUCUUGCGAAAUUAGUUGGAUCAUUACAUAAGCCAAAUCAACAAACGCUAAUCUUUCCAUGCAGUGGACCAAUGAUGUUAUCUACAAUGGGAUCUGUAUCGAAAAUACCAGGUGUUGGUCAGAAGACUACACAGCUACUAAUGUCAAACAACAUUAAAACAGUGGAAGAUUUGCGUAAAACAUCUCUGGAAUCUUUAGAGAUCAAAAUUGGGAUUGACUUAGCUAGAAAAUUGAAAGAUAACGCUGAAGGUAUUGAUGAAACUAUUGUAAAGCCAACUGGGAAGAAGCAAUCUAUAGGCUUAGAGGAUGGUUUUAAAAGCGUUUCUUUGGUAGCUGAAGUAGAAUCAAGGUUUGGAGCACUUUUAAGAAGAUUGACAGAGUUAGCCAUGGAGGAUGGAAGAAUUCCCAUUGCUAUGAGAAUAACAGUAAGGAAGCAUGAUUUCAAUAAACCAGCUUCAGGUAAACGAGAAACUCGACAAUGUGCUCUACCAAAACAUUUGUUGCCUUCCACAAAAUCUGGUGUCUAUGAUCAUGCUAAAAUGCUGACACUAGCAAUGAAACUUUUUCACCGUACUGUUGAUGUCUCUAAACCAUUCCAUUUAACUCUUUUGGGAGUUGCUUUUACAAAGUUCGAAGAAAGAUCUUCUGGAAAAAAUAGUAUUACGUCUUUCUUACGAAAACAAGUUGCUGUCCAAUCUGUUUUGGACAUUAGUUCUGAAGAAGGUAUUUCUGAUGUCAGUCUUGGAUCGCCAAUGAGUGUAAACCAAGACAGCAAUGAUGGUUCUGCAAUGAGUACCACCUCAUCUCCUAUUUCUAAGACAGUAGGAGCUGCCAGUCAGUGUGCAGAUGAUGAUCUAUUAAGUGAAAUAGAGCCUCUACCGAAGAAGACUAGAUUAGAAGUAUGGUUGAGUGGACGCAGAGAAUCUCCGAGCAACGAAAUGGCGGAUCUAAGACUCAGUCCUUCGUCACCUAUGCAAUUGUCCCCUAAAAUUGAUGCAGCGGUUCUUAAGUCUUUACCUAUUGACAUACAAAGAGAAGUCACACGUUCAUGGCCAACGACUAGUAAACCAAAACCGAAUAAUAUAUUGAAAUAUUUCAUAGCUAAUAAGUGACGGAGUUCUAUGGCCUAGAUUACAAACCAGCCAUCUUUCUGUACACAUUUCUGCAGUUACAAUAUUAGAUGGCAGCACCAUGUGAUAUUAUGACUUUAAGUUACAGACGUCGUAAAUUAAUUUGCAAUCCUUUGGGUAUUAAACAUCUAUAUGCAUAUAUUUUCUACGGCAUUUACAUCAAAUGAAUUUGUUAAUACAUAUAAAUCUCUAUAAGAGUCUAUGAAUAAAUUCGCAUAAAUACAUAUUUUUUAUUUAUUUAUCUUGACUAAUCCGAGCAUUGUUAAUGUUUCAAUUGCUUAGAGUAGACGAAUGUUUGGUUAAACUUGCAUUUAAAAUGUGUAUUAUUUGUGAAAGUAUUUUGGACGUUCUCAAAUGUUUCAUAAACGUAAAAGAAUACAAAGAAAACAUGAAGCUGGUCAACGAAAAGUAUUGUCAAGAAUUGUAUAAAUUUCAAUUUUAUGUUUCGUAAUAUACGAAAAACAUACGUUUAGCACGUGAUCUAAAACGUUCACUUAACUGAGAAUUAUAAAUGCAUAUACAUCGCAAGCGAAAAAUGUUCCGAGUAAAACUGUACUUUCGCGAUCAUUUCCAUUCACAUUAAAAAAUCAUUCUAUAGUAUUUUCAUUUACGUUCGAACGGUAUAGAAGAUUUUAAGGCACACGUGACCAUUGUUGAAAGGAAAACUCUGUCGUUUUUUAAUGGGGUGCUGGCAUUUGAUUUUGUACGUACAUUCUGCGGCUAAACUGUAAUUGUAUUGAUUUAAUGUUUAAACGAAAAAAAAAGAGAAGAAAGAAGUGUUUAUAUUUUUAGUACUGUCGAUGUUAUGCUAUGCGUGUAACGGGUGUUACGGGAAAAUACACUGAAACGAAAAUACUCGUUCGACUCUACCGUGCAACUGAUGUGGAACUCCAUACGAAUUAUAAAGGAUAGUUUCUAUAUAUUAUAUAGUUAUCCAGAAUAUUAGACAAUCACAAAACAUUAUCGGUUCGAUACGGUACAAGGUGAAUAAUUUUAAUAUAUAAUAUAUAUACAUAUAUAUGUAUCCGUUAAGCAUACACAAGAUAAGAAAUGAGCCAACGAUCCACGCGAUUUUGAAAUUAUUCUGUCACACACAUACACACACAUGUACACACACAUUCACGUACGUCGCGCGUUUUCUUUCACACGAUUACUUAAAAAAAAGAAAAAGAAAUAAUAAUAUUAGUGAUAAAAAACAACAAACGUGCAUUAGAGCGUGGCCAACGGCAAGUGAUACUGAAACAGUAGCUUUUGUAAACAAUAAAAAAAAAAUACUUAUAUGAGGGUACGGAAGAUUUAUACGUUAAAUGUUAGUUAAUGACCGAUGCGGAUCGAAUGAGCGAAGAUAAGAGAUUAAUUAUGAGCGCGUUUUCUUUUUUUUUGUUUCCUUCGCCCUUUCUUUCUAUGUUUAUUUAUUUACUGUACUGCAUAGGAGGAGCGGUAACUAUCCUGACUAUUAACUUCUGGUUGUGAGAACAUGAAUAUUUUAUACGUACACACGGCAUCGGGGAGUAUGAGCAGUUGCGAAACUCGUAAGCUUGUCAUCGUCCAAGUUUCUGAUUAAUUAGAAUAACACGCAGUAGUUCGCAUUUCUUCAGAUAAUUGUGUUGAUAUUUCGCGCGUGAACCAACAGAGGGAAAGAACAUGCAACGAAAUUGACUUUGACUUUGUACAAGUAACGCGCCAUCGCCGGUUCAUAUUGCCUCUGAUUCAUUUAAAUAAAGAAAG
This is a messenger RNA of Nomia melanderi (Alkali bee), 4211 nucleotides long. It is a transcript of the gene PolI, whose product is annotated as DNA polymerase iota. Lineage: Eukaryota; Metazoa; Arthropoda; Insecta; Hymenoptera; Halictidae. Gene Ontology annotation, biological process: translesion synthesis. The record is from RefSeq and is a predicted model, not a curated record. Gene Ontology annotation, molecular function: DNA-directed DNA polymerase activity; damaged DNA binding.